AUGAGUACCAAGGUCGAUAUUCCUGCCCUCCUCUCUGAGCUCUCGCUCGAGGAAAAGAUUUCCUUGCUUGCUGGAGUGGAUUGGUGGCGCACACCAGUCAUUAAACGGGACAACGUGUUUGUGCCUCAUAUCAAGUUUACAGACGGCCCCAAUGGAGCCCGUGGCGAAAGCUAUGUGUCUGGCAUCAAGGCUGCGUGCUUUCCAUGUGGUACAUCUCUAGGGUCGACAUUCGACACCUCGCUUCUGGAAAGGAUUGGAGCGGCGGUGGCAAAGGAGGCAGAGACUAAGUCUGCGAAUGUCCUACUUGGACCGACUUUGAACGUCAUUCGCUCCCCACUUGGUGGACGGAACUAUGAAACUUACAGUGAAGACCCUCUAGUGUUGGGAACUCUGGCAGCUGCCUACGUGCGAGGCUGUCAGUCAGAGGGUCGAGUUGCCGCGACCCCUAAACACUUCGUUGCCAAUGACGCUGAGAACCAGCGGACGACUCUGAGCGUUGAGGUUGAUGAGCAGACUCUGAGGGAGAUUUACCUGAAGCCUUUUCAACUGGUUGUCAAGUUGUCUGAUCCUUGGUGUUUCAUGUCAAGUUAUAAUCGAAUCAAGGGCACAUAUGUCGCUGACAGCUCUCGUCUUAUCAACGGAAUUCUCAGAGAAGAAUGGGGCUUCCAAGGCCCAGUAAUCUCAGACUGGAUGGGGACGUACUCUGCUGGUCCUGGUAUCAACGCAGGAGUCAACGUCGAGAUGCCCGGUCCACCCAAGUGGAGGACACCAGACGUCGUAUCUAAGCUUGUUCAGGACGGCUCUAUUUCCGAAGAAACAAUCACGAACAGUGCCAGAUGCCUACUGGAACUUUCUCACCGGCUCGGGCGGUUCGAAAACCCUGAAGAACCGCCGGAACGUGCUGUGGAGGACGCUGAACGGGAUGCACUCAUUCAGCGCUCUGGGGCCGAAGGCAUUGUCUUACUCAAGAACAAGGCUGGCGUACUACCCAUUCCCAAGAGUUCAUCAGUCGCCCUCAUUGGCCACCAUGCGAGAUCCGUUGUGCUUGGCGGAGGUGGAAGCGCUCGAGUUGAUGCCUUGCAUGCUGUGACGCCCAUCGACGGCUUCAAAAAGCUGGGCUACCGCACAAACGUUGCACUUGGAGUACCAGUAUUUGGUGCUGUACCCCACGCUGAUCCAUCUAUUGUCUUUGGCUCUGGUCGUGAGGAGCACUCUGCAGAGCCAGUCAAAUUGGAAUGGUUCAAUGGCGCCGUCAUAGGGCAGAAUCUUGUGCACAAGGAGUUUCGACCCCAGGCCGAGUAUAUGAUCAAGGAGCAGUGGCCCGAAUAUCUCGACGAGGUGGAAUAUUGCACCCGCAUCACCUUUGAUCUCGUUGCACCAUCAACAGGUGACGUCAUCUUCUCCGUCAUUAGCACUGGGCACGCCAAAUGUUACAUCAACGGUCAAUUGGCGUUUGAUCGGCCACAGGAGAAGAAACUGAGGCCCGAGUCGUUCUACUUCUUCAAGAAGCAACUUGAGAGGCGCUUCACCCAUCACCUAGAACAAGGACAGCGGUAUGCCAUUAAACUGGAGUCUUGGGCUUGUGAUCCAGAGAUUCUCAACGCUGCGCCUCUCUUUGGCAAGAUGUUUCAAGGCAGUGCAGUCCGUUUCCACGAGAAGAUAGAUCUUGAAGGACGCCUGGCUGAGGCUAAAAGAAUCGCUGAAGAAAGCGACUAUGCAGUCGUUUGCGUGGGCACGACUAACGAAAUCGAAUCUGAAGGGUUUGACCGGGACACCAUGGAUCUUACGCUGGACCAAUAUCACCUCAUUGAUGCUGUCGUUGCCUCCAACCCAAAUACCGUGGUCGUUAACUUCUCUGGUGCUCCAGUGAGUUUGACCCAGUUCGUCGACACGGCGCCCGCUAUUGUACAGGCAUGGUUUCCAGGACAGGAGGCUGGCGAUUCGCUGGCGGCGGUGUUGACGGGAAUUGUUAAUCCUAGUGGCAAGCUGCCACUGUCCUGGCCCAAGAAACUGGAAGAUAACCCAUCGUUUGGCAAUUUUCCGGCGACCCAUGAUGACAUUCUCAAGUAUGCCGAGGGUCUUGAUGUUGGGUAUCGAUGGUACGAUCGAGAGUCUCGCCCGAAACCUCUAUUCCCAUUUGGAUUUGGCCUCUCAUACACGGAAUUUUCAGUAACUGGUGCCAACAUCAAAGACUCCAGUGCAGUUCUGCGUCCAGACGGACAGAUCAGGGUUGCUGCGCGAGUCACAAACUCUGGCAGUCGCGCCGGUAAAACAGUUAUCCAGUUCUACGUCGCCAGCCCAGAUGAUAUCAAAGUUCCUGGUCAUGCAAGGCCUGUCAAAGAACUCCGAGCCUUUUCAAAGGUCGAAGUCGGGUCGGGACAAAGCGAGGAGGUCACUGUGCAGCUGGAUAAAUACAGCGUCAGCGUUUACGAUGCAGGCAAUGAACGCUGGCACGUUGAGAAAGGGGAGUAUCGCAUAUUGAUUGGCUUAUCCAGCGUGGACAUUGCCCACACGGUUGUGUUUUCCGUAAGUGAGAGUUUUUCUUGGACGGGUGUCUGA
This is a messenger RNA of Ilyonectria robusta, 2559 nucleotides long. Its product is annotated as glycoside hydrolase superfamily. The record is from RefSeq and is a predicted model, not a curated record. The transcript is spliced from 3 exons. Gene Ontology annotation, biological process: glucan catabolic process. Gene Ontology annotation, molecular function: beta-glucosidase activity. The coding region runs from base 1 to 2559 and encodes 852 amino acids. Lineage: Eukaryota; Fungi; Ascomycota; Sordariomycetes; Hypocreales; Nectriaceae.